Messenger RNA from Triticum urartu, 2334 nucleotides. Its product is annotated as cell division cycle 20.2, cofactor of APC complex. Gene Ontology annotation, biological process: anaphase-promoting complex-dependent catabolic process; positive regulation of ubiquitin protein ligase activity; positive regulation of anaphase-promoting complex-dependent catabolic process. The record is from RefSeq and is a predicted model, not a curated record. Lineage: Eukaryota; Viridiplantae; Streptophyta; Magnoliopsida; Poales; Poaceae. Gene Ontology annotation, cellular component: anaphase-promoting complex. Gene Ontology annotation, molecular function: anaphase-promoting complex binding; ubiquitin ligase activator activity; protein binding.
UACCACUAUUUCCACCCCACGGAUCCUCCAAGAACUCCCCCGCCCCGCCCCGCACAGAACCAACUCCGCCGCACCGCCAGAUCAACCCGCCGCCCUCCCCCGUCCCCGCGAGCCAGCGAAUCCGCCGCGCGCGCGCUCGCUCGCCCGGGGGGAAACGCCCGCCGCCUCGACCGCGCUCGGAGCUCCGCAGGACCCUCCUCCUCCUCCUCGCGCUCAAAGCUCGUUUCUUUUCUUGGUUACUGAUUGCGAUCUCGUUUCUUGGUCCUCGUCCGCGCGCUGCUAAUCUCGCCGUGUUCCUUCUUUUGGUAGAAAAAUUCCUCUCCGCGUGAGGGGCCUUCACCGAGUUUGAUUUGGUUUAUUUCUAUAUAUGCUCGUCUGCCUGCGAAUCCGUUGCUCGAUUUAGGGCUACUUCCGUGCUGAUCCCCGGCUCGAAUUGCACUGCUCUGUGCGCCCUACUAAUCUUGCUCGCAUCAGUACUACCGCCGUUUCUUGUUUGUUCUGAUCCAUGGACGCAGGUUCCGACAUGAUGUCGCCGGAGAAGAGCGGCAGGCGGGGCGCGCGGCCGCCGCUCCGGGAGGCCGGCUCGAUCUCGAUGCCCUCCAUGCCGCCGCUCCAGGAGCCCGGCUCCAGGCCCAGGCCCUACAUGCCGUCCCUCUGCUCCACGCCCCGCAACCCUGCCGUCAAGUGCUAUGGCGACAGGUUCAUCCCCGACAGGUCGGCGAUGGACAUGGACAUGGCGCACUACCUGCUGACGGAGCCGAGGAAGGACAGGAAGAACGGGGCGACGCCGUCGCCGGCCAAGGAGGCGUACCGGAAGCUGCUGGCCGAGAAGCUGCUCAACAACCGCACCAGGAUCCUCGCCUUCCGCAACAAGCCGCCGGAGCCUGACAACAGCAUCCUCACGGAGCUCCGUGCCGACGUGGCCUCCGUCCAGGCCAGACCGGCGAAGAAGCGUCGAUACAUCCCUCAGUCCGCAGAUAGGACUCUGGAUGCGCCAGACCUCGUUGACGAUUACUACCUCAACCUGCUGGACUGGGGAAGCGCCAAUGUGCUGUCCAUUGCACUGGGCAACACGGUGUACCUCUGGGACGCCGCAAGUGGGUCUACGUCCGAGCUUGUUACCGUUGAUGAGGAUGAUGGCCCUGUCACUAGUGUUAGCUGGGCUCCUGAUGGCCAGAACAUUGCUAUUGGCCUCAACUCCUCUGCUGUCCAGAUCUGGGAUUCCAGCUCAAACCGACUGCUGAGGACACUGCAAGGUGUGCAUGAGUCGAGAGUCGGAUCACUGGCAUGGAACAAGAGCAUCCUGACCGCUGGUGGUAUGGACGGCAAGAUCGUGAACAAUGAUGUGAGGAUUAGGGACCAUGCUGUGCAGACAUACCGCGGGCACUCGCAGGAGGUGUGUGGACUCAAGUGGUCUGGAUCAGGGCGGCAGCUAGCCAGCGGUGGAAACGACAACCUCCUCCACAUAUGGGAUGUGUCCAUGGCAUCCUCUGCACAAUCUGCAGGCCGCACCCAAUGGCUGCACAGGAUGGAAGACCACUCGGCUGCGGUGAAGGCGCUCGCAUGGUGCCCAUUCCAGAGCAACCUGCUGGCGUCGGGUGGCGGCGCAAAUGACCGAUGCAUCAAGUUCUGGAACACACACACUGGCGCAUGCCUCAACUCAGUCGACACCGGGUCACAAGUCUGCGCACUGCUAUGGAACAAGAAUGACAGAGAGCUGCUGAGCUCGCAUGGAUUCACUCAGAACCAGCUAACGUUGUGGAAGUACCCGUCGAUGGCCAAGAUGGCCGAGCUCAAUGGCCAUACUUCCCGUGUCCUCUUCAUGGCUCAGAGCCCUGAUGGUUGCACGGUGGCAUCUGCUGCAGCAGACGAGACCCUGCGCUUCUGGAACGUGUUUUCCGAGGCUCCGAAGUCUGCGGUGAAAGAGAAGACUUCACAGAGCAGAAUGUUCAACAGCUACAAUCACCUACGCUAAGGGAGCAGGUCCCAGCAACUGCUGUAACUCUGACAAGAAGUAGCAGGCUAGGCGCAAAGAGUAACUGCAUCAUGAGCUGAUUGUACUUAGAAAUUCUUUGUGUGUAUUGAAGUAUCUGUGGGUACUUCAGUAUGCUGGUAACUCUAGUUGUUGUUCUACAUUGAUCCAGAUGAACAUCAAGACCAGUUUGAUGUAUUAUACUUACAUAUGUCAGUGAUAUAUAGUACUCCCUCCGACCCAUACUAAUUGUCGCAACUCUCUAGUACAACUUUUGUACUAAAGUUGUACUAAAGCUGCAACAAUUAAUUUGGAUCGAAGGGAGUAUAUAUUUUUCUUAUGAACAAUGCAUGGUCUCAAAA